Messenger RNA from Zymoseptoria tritici IPO323, 969 nucleotides. RefSeq lists its product as uncharacterized. NCBI's taxonomy places the organism in Eukaryota, Fungi, Ascomycota, Dothideomycetes, Mycosphaerellales, Mycosphaerellaceae. The transcript has 2 exons. The annotation marks the transcript as partial. The record is from RefSeq and is a predicted model, not a curated record. Gene Ontology annotation, molecular function: nucleobase transmembrane transporter activity. Gene Ontology annotation, biological process: nucleobase transport; transmembrane transport. Gene Ontology annotation, cellular component: plasma membrane.
GUCUCGUCAACAUCCGUAACGAAAGGUCUCAACCCAGGUGUUGCCAUCCUCGCGGUCUUUAUUGGCCAUGUUCUGGUCUGCAUCCCAGCAAUCCUGGACGGAUACGUUGGCUGCGUUCUGGGGAUCAACUUCCCCGUUUUCACGCGGCCGUCGUUCGGUAUGCGAGGAUCGUAUGCCGCUGUGUUCGUUCGUGGUGUCGUUGCUUGCAUCUGGUUUGGCACACAGUCGUUCCAAGGCGAUCAAUAUCUGCAAGUUAUGAUCUCCGCUAUCUGGCCGUCGUUUGAUGACUUUCCCAAUCAUUCGGCGGCAUCUGCCCACGUUACAAGGUCGGAGCUCCUGUGCUUCUUCCUGUUCGUUAUUGUUCAGUUGCCGCUGCUUUGGUUGCAUGUGAGCAGUUUGAGGUGUAUGUUCAUGGCGAAGACGGUCAUCAUGCCGAUCUUUGGCUUGACUCUUUUCAUUUGGGCAAUCGUUGCAGCGAAAGGUUUCGGACCAACAUUUUCCAAACCUACCAAGAUCAAAGACGGGAGUCCUGUCAUCGUGGCAUUCUUCCAGUGCGUCACGAGCGCUAUUGGACCCAAAGCUACUCUCGCAUUGAAUAUGCCAGACUUCACCCGAUACGCCAAGGAUUCAACGCAGGUCUUCUGGACACAAACGGUCGGCCUCUGCGUGCUGGUGACGAUGUGCGGAGUACUGGGAGUGACGGUGAGCAGUGCAUUCGAGGUCAUCUAUGGAAAGGUGACGUGGAAUCCCUUGGAGGUCGCCAGGUUGUGGGAGAAUCGGCCGGCCCAAUUCUUCGCGGGUCUCUGCUGGGCGUUCGCGGUUAUCGGCACGAACAUUAGUGCGAACAGUGUCUCUUUCAGCAAUGACCUCUCGCUCUGGUUUCCUCGAUACAUCAACAAUAGGCGCGGUGCCUACAUUUGUGCGAUGUUGGGAGUGUUGGCCAUGCCGUGGUAUAUUCAGUACAGGUGA